Messenger RNA from Oryza brachyantha (malo sina), 2049 nucleotides. RefSeq names its product amino acid transporter AVT6A. Gene Ontology annotation, biological process: amino acid transmembrane transport. The transcript has 5 exons. Gene Ontology annotation, molecular function: amino acid transmembrane transporter activity. Lineage: Eukaryota; Viridiplantae; Streptophyta; Magnoliopsida; Poales; Poaceae. The coding region runs from base 447 to 1796 and encodes 449 amino acids. The record is from RefSeq and is a predicted model, not a curated record.
UAAAUCGAUCUGCUUGCUCCUCCUCCUCUCCUGUCCCUGUCCAGACAAUACACGAGAGAAUUGUAUAAUCCUUCUCCUACCCUGGUCAGUUGCUCUGCUAAUCCGUUCAAGUUCUGUCGCUUCCACCCCACGGAACGGAAGACAGCAGCCAGUUCUGAGAAUUUCGUUCCGUGCGCCUGCGAAUUUCUUUGCGGUUUUCAGUUCCGGUGCAAAGAUCCAAGUUUUGUUUUAAUUAGUUCCCCAAAAUUUGUCAACCUUGUGAAGUUCUUGGAGCGAAAUCGCGAGCUGUUUGAAGGUUUUUUUUUUUCUGCUUUGAAAUCCCCUUUCCUGGGGUGUUUGGAAUGGGUUUUUGAUACAAAGAUUGGAGCUUUUUCUGGUGCUGUUAAUCUUGGAGCAAAGGGUUGUGUUUUUUGUUGUUCGACUCUUGCUCUGCGAGGACGAAGGCCAUGGGAGGCGGCGUCACGGAGCGGCUCCCGGAGGGCAGCGAGCCGCUGCUCCCGGCGAAGCGGGAGGGAGAGGACGAGUUCAGCGGCGCCUCCUUCGCCGGCGCGGUGUUCAACCUGUCGACCACCAUCGUCGGGGCCGGAAUCAUGGCGCUGCCGGCCACGAUGAAGGUGCUGGGGCUCGUCCCGGGCCUCGUCAUGAUCGUGCUCGCCGCGCUCCUCACCGACGCCUCCAUCGAGCUGCUCGUCCGGUUCAGCCGCGCCGUCGGCGCGCCGUCGUACGGCGCCGUCAUGGGGGACGCGUUCGGGUGGUGGGGGAGGAGGCUGCUCCAGGUCUGCGUCGUCGUCAACAACAUCGGCGUCAUGAUCGUCUACAUGAUCAUUAUUGGUGAUGUGCUUUCUGGAACCUCCUCUGGUGGUGAGCAUCAUUAUGGUGUUUUAGAAGGAUGGUUUGGGACACAUUGGUGGAAUGGGCGUUUCUUCGUUCUCCUGGUUACAACAAUUGUGGUGUUUUCUCCACUCGCAUGUUUGAAGCGUGUUGAUUCACUGAGCUAUACGUCUGCCAUAUCUGUUGCUCUAGCAGUUGUUUUUGUUAUUAUUACUGCUGGAAUUGCUAUUGUCAAGUUGAUAAAAGGACAAAUUCCAAUGCCUAAGUUGUUUCCUGAUGUUCCUGAUUUGGCAUCUGUGUGGGAGCUUUUCACAGCAGUGCCAGUUCUUGUCACUGCUUAUGUUUGCCAUUAUAAUGUCCAUCCAAUUCAUAACGAGCUCAAGGACCCAUCGCAGAUUAAGCCAAUAGUACACACAUCCUUGGUUCUAUGCUCAACUGUCUAUAUAACAACAAGUUUCUUUGGAUAUCUCCUAUUUGGUGAAUCUACUCUGUCUGAUGUGCUCGCCAAUUUUGACUCCAAUCUUGGCAUUCCAUACAGUUCGGUGCUUAAUGAUGCUGUUAGAGUGAGCUAUGCUGUCCAUCUUAUGCUUGUAUUCCCCAUGAUAUUCCACGCCCUACGGCUUAAUUUGGAUGGGCUUCUCUUUCCCUCAUCGGGGCCUCUGUCAUCUGACAACCGAAGAUUUUCUGUAAUGACAGCGGUACUUCUUCUAGUUAUUUUCCUAUCUGCAAAUUUCAUUCCGAGCAUCUGGGAUGCCUUCCAAUUUACUGGUGCAACUGCUGCUGUUUGUAUCGCCUUCAUUUUCCCAGCCGCAAUCACUCUAAGGGAUCCAAACAGCAUAGCAAAGAAGUGGGACAAAAUCCUAUCCAUCUUCAUGAUUGUUCUCGCAAUUGUAUCAAACGUAGUAGCUGUCUAUAGCGAUGCAUAUUCAAUAUUCCAGAAGAAAAGUUCCCCUUCCAUCGCCUGAUCUUCCUAAUUUCUAUCGGCGAAUCAGUGGUGGAUUGUUUGUCUGAAGGAUGGCUUGUACAUUAUCUAGCCAAUAAAAUCAUUAUUAGGCGAAUAUAAAUUUUACGGCUUAUUUGGCAGACCACCCUCGACUCAACUAUAUUGAGUUGAAUGUAUAUAUCUACGGGAGGAUGGGUGUGUAAACUUUGGCCUGAACUGUUUUUAGUCCAAUGUACAAUUACAGUAUCAACUUGAAUCAAAUGUGAAUUAUGGAG